Ceraceosorus bombacis is the source of this 1671-nucleotide messenger RNA. Lineage: Eukaryota; Fungi; Basidiomycota; Exobasidiomycetes; Ceraceosorales; Ceraceosoraceae. The record is from the annotation of a GenBank genome assembly.
AUGCUGGGCUUGGUGAGCAGAUUCCGGCUCGAAGCGCAUUGGGUGAGAUUAUCUGACCGUGUCCCGCUGCUAUGCUACGCAGCUCAAAUCGCUAUCCCUCAUACCACGGCUACUGCUGGUGCCCAAGACAGCCCCUUCUGCUCAGAAUCGCUUCAUCUACUACCCAAAUACUCUUCAACGUCUCCCAUCUAAUUUGCUCUCCCUGCCCAAGGCUCUCUUCUUGCCUUCUCUCAAAGGCAUCCUCAAAGGAGCUUGGCACGAUUUUCGCACUCCCUCAAGAUUCGCUCGUCCAAAAUCGGAAUCAGCGCUGGAGAAGGAGAGGCAACGUGCUCGAGAACAAGACGCAGAUGAGAGCAUUUCGACCUUUAUCGUCCGAAGAAUGGGAAAGAGCGGAGAAUUGUUGAGAGACAGACUAUUCUCGGCUGUGCUGCAUGGCAUCUAUGCUGGCAGUCCUCAUGUCUUGUCCGUCAGAUCUACACUAGGAGCGCUGUGGAAAGCCGAACAACGCCAUGGCUCACCCGUGAGAGCAGCUUUGCCCUCAUGGCUCAACAAAGGGAAGAGACGAUUGACUUCGCAAGAGAAGGCGGCGGAUGAAGCUGCUGCGAAAGAGGUGUCGCGAUAUGAGGAAGAGCUCGGAGAUGAGAUCGUUGGCCGCAUGAAGCCCAUCAGUGUCUACUCGCUGCCGGAGGGUGUUGGAGAAAUCACGCAGGCGAUCGUCGACGAGCUUGAACGAAUGCCGAAUGCGCACUUCGUCCUGAAUGCGCCAGUCACAGACAUCGUGGGGCGAGAAGGCCGCAGCCUGAAGGUACGUCUUGCGAACGCGAAUCGCUUGCUCGAAGCGAUUCUUACCUCUCUAUGCUUCCAUUUCGCCGUCAGCUUUCCACUCCAGACUCUACGUAUUCUGCGUCUCGCAUUGUCGCAGCACAGCCGUCAGCGUCGCUCGACCGAUCAAUUUCGACCUCCCUACCCUGGCUUUCACACAAUCCAGGCGCAAAUGUAGGAGUGGUCAACGUCAUCUUUCCAUCAUCAUUAGCAUCGCAUUUCCUUUCGGGCGCCAAAGCCAGACUUUUGCCAGUCGAAGGAUUCGGCUACCUGAUACCUACAGCGACCGAGAACGAGGAUGGCGUUCUAGGAGUGGUGUUCGACUCAGAUUCCCUACCAGAUCAAGACGUCGCGGCGCAUACGCCGACGGGUCAAACCCCCACAAAGCUUACAGUGAUGAUAGGUGGGCCUCACUGGACUUUUAAGAGGGAACACAACUUCCCAAAGGAGCAAGAACUGGUGGACAUCGCAAAGAGGGCCCUGCACUCCCAUUUGGGACUCUCCAAAGACCUUUUGGAAGAUCGCAGUGCCGUCUAUCGGGCCAAGUUGCAGCUCAAGUGCAUCCCCCACUACGCCGUCGGCCACAUAGCCAGGAUGCGAGACCUGGACGAUAAGCUUCGGGCGCACCCUGAAUUUGGAAAUGGCAGGCUGGUGCUGGCAGGAGCAAGCUACACGGGAGUCAGCCUGAACGACUGCGUGCUGCAUGCUAGAAGAUUGGCGGACCGCAUCAUCGCGGAGGAGCGCCUCGGGUCGGGUUCGGGCUCGAGCAGGAGCAUCACUGGGCUGGAGAGUUUUGUUGAGGAUAGAACAUUUGCUUUGCAGAGCGGUGCGAUCAAUUUGAAUGGUUGA